Molecule: messenger RNA, 1983 nt
Organism: Hypoxylon trugodes
Lineage: Eukaryota; Fungi; Ascomycota; Sordariomycetes; Xylariales; Hypoxylaceae
Exons: 2
Coding region: 67-1608 (513 amino acids)
Source: RefSeq, a predicted model, not a curated record
CUAAGCUGUUGUACUGUUAACCUCUUCACGUAUACUUUAUAUAACUAAUGAGAGGGUAUACGUCCUAUGCCUAUAAGCGAGGUACUCUAUUUAUCAAUAGAACAUCGCAGUAGGGUAGAGCAAUGUAUAGCCAUGGAUAAAUGUCCCCAGGAAGUCUAUGAUUACAUUGUCUCCUUUGCAGGGCGGCGAAUUAGCAGAGACGGUGCUCAAUCCCUUGAAACUGAAACUGAUGUUCUCCCAUCAGCCUUCCCGGCACUGUCUACCGUAUCACGCAAAUUCCAGCUCGCUGUUGAGCGCUACACCUUCAAGUCUCUUCACCUUGAUACUCAUAAUUUAGAACUCGAUACCUUCGAGCGCAUUCUAACUCCAAGACAGCGCCGUUAUCUUCGAUACCUCGAGCUCGAUAUUGUCCUACCAUCCUAUCCUCGUGAGUUAUUCUUUGAGUACGAGACAGAUGAAGAUCGAAGGACAAACAACAAAGCCGCGACGGCGAUGUUCAGACGGGUAUUUAAUAUCCUCGCAGCGGACCAGAAACAAAAUAUGGCAUCAUCAACUCCAUAUAUUGACCUAGAAAUCUAUGGGUCGUAUUCGCCCUCUGAAAUUCGAGACAGGCGACCCAAUCAAGACUUCGGUUUAGAUUUGCUUGAUGGGCGCUUUCAAUUCUCGCUGCUAAGCCUCACCUCUGACGCAAUCAACUUCCCACCGCUGCCAUGCGUACGUAGUUUUUGGAUUGGUCAUAGGAUAUCUCGCAUGUGGAGCCCUCAGGUUGCCGUUCUACUCAGCAGCAAGAUGGUCAACGCUCUGGAGAUUAGUUGGGAUCUCUUUCAAAGCUCCGAUAAUUGGGGGCGGUAUUAUUACUUGGACCAAAUAUAUCGAGACGGGCUGGUUAAAACCGUUCAAGAACAUCCAGAUGCAGUUCUCCCAAAUUCUACUAAGAAGUUCAUCUGCAGGCUCAAGUCCCCAAAUACCUUCGCUUUCCAGCCUCUUCCUCGAUUCAUUGAACAUGAAGAGGAUGAUGACUCCGUAAGCCGUGCUAUACAGCAUAUUACGAGGAACUGUUCCCGGGUUUGCCUCGAGGACAACAAUUUCGGGGUGGAUGAACUCGACAACCCCCCACUACCGGACGAUAACCUCCAUAGACUUCUAGUAGGCUAUAGCGCCACCAAAGAGGAACGGUUAGAAGCUGACUGUUACCAUGACGAUUACUUCGAUGCUAUUUUCUGCGGCUGGACCCGAUGCGAGGUUGCUUUAGAAGAUAAGAACAUAAACGCUCUGUUUCAAGCGUUUGCGGAAGCAUGUUCCCGUAUGCAGGCGCUACGGACGGCACUGUUAGAGAUAGACGAAUUAAACCCUAGGGAAAUGGAGCUUUUUGAGGUAUGUUGUAUGGCACCUAAUAGCAUUACCGAGGAUUGGGAGGAUGAAUUUACUCACAGGACAAAUUCAUGGAGGGUAUAUAUUCGCAUGGGCGAUUGGCGAGCUACUCAAGCUACGCACCAGGCAUUCAAGGCGAUUGGGAAGAAAAAGGGAACGAGUGAUGCUGUGGUGCGUUACCUGCCUCCUAAGGACUACUGGUUCGAUGGUCUUGAAGCGGAUCUUGACUUCGUAUAAUGUAUUUCUAUUAACCAAUGGAGGGAGGAAUAGGGACCUAGUUUACCACGACAGGAUAUCUCUUUUAAUUAGUCUAUUCGCUCAGAACUUAUGGAUCUGGUCCUUCCGAUAACCAAGUUCUUCCAGUACCCCCGGCUUUCGUUUACUACCAACAAGGGUGUUCUCCAUCGGGGGCGGGCCGCAGACGAAGACCUUAGAAUCGCUCGACGGGGGUGCUACCUCGCUGAGUAGCUCUUUCGUGACAUAGCCCUGUCGGAAUGGCGAUCCAGUCACGGGCUGGCUGACUGUAUAUACCGCUUUGAAGCGACCCGGGAAGCGAGCCUCGUACUCGCUCAGUUCCUUCUUCAGAAGUAAGUCGGCGUCUGUGUUAACUCC